ACACAUCAAUGGAUAAUCUACGUGGUAUACCGUUUCCGUCAAUGGAUUGGACAGCCAGAAAUCUUCCAGAAACCUUCAGAAAGUUCAAGAGGAAUUGCGAAAUCGUGUUCGCUGGACCGUUAAAUGAUCAAACCGAAGCCGUAAAAGUAAACUACCUCAAACUCUUUCUUGGUGACGAAGGACAAGACAUAAUCGAUGGAUUGGACCUCACAGCCGACGAAGAAAAGGAGCUUGACAGCUACUGGUCGAAACUCCAACAAUACGUGCGACCGAAGACAAAUUUUCGCGUGGUCCGAGCUCAGCUCCGUGAAUCAAAACAAGCGCCAGAUGAGACAAUCGACAACUUCAUGACAAGAGCCAGAAUACUCGCUGAUGAUUGUGAGUACAAAGACAAAGAAGAACAACUAAUCGACACACUUAUAUUUGGAGUUAAUUCAAACGAGGUUUGCAAGAAAUUACUCACCAAGGAUAGCUCUUUGAAGCUCCACGACGCCAUGAAAAUAGCUCGCGCCGAAGAAGCAUCACAGAAACACGUGACCGCCCUCCAAGAAACUAAAACAAUAAGCGCUGUAAAAUCUACUCCUAGAAACCAAAACCGUCAAUAUCAUCAACGUAGCCAGACAACUCAGUCCCAAAAGUCACCGUAUCGCCCAAACGUCAGACAAAAUGGAUGUCUCAACUGUGGUCGCGCUCACAAUCGUGACGAUAUAUGUCCAGCCCGGAAUGACAAUUGCAACUUCUGCGGAAAACGGGGACAUUGGGAAAGAGUUUGCAUCACAAAGCAAUAUCGCCAGAUGGAUAGGAGCCAGCAGAACCCUAGACGCGAAUCAUCAGCCAAAACACAUGUCAAUUCCUUAGAAUACGCCGGAACGUCAUGUGAUGACUACAACGCCACAAUUGACUUCACCUUUGACUCCUUAGAGUACUGCGCCUUAAAGGGAGAGGAACUGUUCUCUACUGUCAGAAUUCACGGAGAGAGAGGACCGUACAAUCUCCGCUGCAAGGUGGACACCGGAGCGCCUACCAGUGUGAUUUCAAAGAAAAUCUACCGUGAGCUAUUCCCUAACGAUUUUGAUAAUUCCGGAAAGCUUAAGCCAGAAACAAAGAUUAUGCCUGCCCAAGUCAAAGUUAAGACAUACGGUGGUUCAGAACUACAACACAUUGGGUAUUUCACCACAACCAUACGCCAUGGCCGAGAAACCGCGCAAGUCCAGUUCCUUGUGACAGAAACUGACGAUACCCCUUUACUUGGCCUACCUUCUCUACGCCAGUUAAGAUUGAUCAAAGAGAGCUGUAACACAGACUGCACCUUGUGUAAUAGCCAAACAGGCAUAUGCCACAUUAAGACCCAACAAAAGCCCAUCCAGAUUUCCAAAGACUCCCUUCUUAAGCAUUAUCCUGAAUGCUUUAAGGAGAUUGGAACACUUCCAGGAAAAUACAAGAUACCCAUACGAGAUGAUGCUAUCCCGUGUAAGGACGCCCCAAGAUCUGUGCCAGAAAGUCAGCGUGAACCACUCCGCAAGGAACUUCGACGCAUACAAGACAUCGGUGUCAUAGAGAAAGUCGACGGACCCACAGACUGGGUUAGCAGCAUCGUGGUAGUGCCAAAGCCAAACGGCGAUGUGAGGAUCUGCCUGGACCCUAAGCGACUCAACGAUGCGAUCAAACGUGAGCACCACUACAUCCAGAAACUUGAAGACGUGCUACCCCAACUCAGUAAUGCCAAAGUCUUCAGUAAACUUGACGCCAGAUCUGGGUAUUGGAACGUGGUCCUUGACGAAGAAUCAAAGCUCUUGACAACCUUCAACACUCCCAUGGGUCGCUAUUGUUUCAAACGCCUCCCAUUUGGUUUGGUAUCUGCACAGGAUAUCUUCCAGAGAAAGAUUGACAAAACAUACGACGGAUUGCCAGGAAUCAUCUGCAUCGCCGACGACAUCGUAGUUUACGGCAAAGACGACAAAACACAUGACGAAAAUCUUUUGCGAGUGAUGGAGAGAACCAAAGAACGUAACCUGUCUCUCAAUUAUGACAAAUGCCACAUCAAGCAGAGCAGCAUUGGCUUCUACGGACACAUCUUGACCAGCGAAGGAAUCAAACCCGACCCAUCCAAGGUAUCUGCCAUCAAAGAUAUGAAGCAACCUCAGAAUGUGAGCCAGUUGCUAUCAUUCCUGUCAUCAGCCAAAUACCUCGCUCCAUUCACCCCAGAUCUAUCUGAUCUCUGCGCACCACUCAACAAACUCACUCGAAAAGAUGUUGAUUUCCAGUGGGGACCUGAACAUCAGGAAGCUUUCGAGCGAAUCAAAGACAACAUCGCAAAUGUUGGAGUCCUAGCUUAUUUCGACCCGACAAGGCCUGUGACAAUCCAGUGUGACGCAUCAACGGAAGGACUCGGAGCCAUACUCUAUCAAGACAACAAGCCAGUAACAGUUGCCAGCAAGACCCUAACGAACACAGAACAGAACUAUACCAAUAUCGAGCGAGAGAUGCUCGCCAUAGUCUUCGCUUUGACAAGAUUUCAUCACUACACGUAUGGACGCCACGUAUUAGUGGAAUCAGAUCACAAACCCUUGGAAUCAAUUACCAAGAAACCAGUCUCAACUGCAAGUCCCCGGAUUAAGCGAAUGCUACUCAAGAUCCAACCAUAUGACUACACUGUCAAAUAUGUUCCUGGAAAACAAUUGCCAGUUCCCGACAUGCUUUCAAGAUCACCAAUUCCUGGACCAGAGAUACCUCAACUAGACGUCAGCAUCGGAUCUCUUGCACACAUGACUACGAGCCGGCUCGAAAAAAUCAAGAUUGCAACACAUCUUGAUCCGUUACUUCAGAAACUUACACACCAAGUCAUGGUAGGAUGGCCUGAGCAUCGCCAAAACUGCCCCAUCGACCUUCACCAGUUCUGGAAUUUCCGUGACGAGAUAGCUGUACAUGAUGGUAUUCUCAUGAAAGGCGAUCGUGUAAUCAUCCCAAAGACAUGCCAAGCCGAGAUACUUCACCGGAUACACACAGGACAUCAAGGAAUCGAGAAAUGUCGACUUCGUGCUAGACAAGCUGUCUACUGGUAUGGCAUUGACAAAGACAUCAAGGACAUGGUAAAAAGAUGUGCUUCCUGCCAGCAACACCAAACUUCAAAUCCUAAAGAAACGAUAAUUCAACAAGAAGCACUGAAACCUUGGGAAGUCGUGUCAUCAGACUUGUAUCACUGGAACAAUGCUAACUACCUGUUACUUGUCGACUACUAUUCCUCAUACUUUGUUGUGAGGAAACUAUCAUCAACCAGAUCUUCAGAUAUCAUCAGCAAACUUAAGGCCAUUUUCGCUGAAUUUGGCAUACCCCGAAAAUUAGUGAGUGACAAUGGCCCUCAGUAUACAUCACAAGACUUCGAGAAGUUCACCAAGGAAUAUGGAUUCGAACACUCAACCAGUAGUCCCCACUACCAUCAAGCUAACGGGAAAGUUGAACGCUUCGUCGCUACUGUGAAGAAUACCUUACAAAAAUGCAAAGAAACGCAUCAAGACCCAGCAUUAGCUCUUUUGGCUGUACGAAACACACCAAUUUCCUCUACAGUACCUUCACCAGCGGAACUUAUGUUCCAACGUAAACUCGACGAUGGACUUUCGUUCAAGAGUUCCUUUCACCAGACCGCCCAACAAGACAUUUCUCAACACAGACAACGCCAUGUCCAGCGAUACGAUAAAAGAGCCCGCGAUCGACCAGAUCUGGCUAUUGGCCAGAGUGUACGGAUACAGAAUCCAACCACCAAACUCUGGGAUCCUGCUAUUGUUACACAGAAACUAGUAGAACCAAGAUCAUAUGAAGUCAAAGCCAGCAAUGGAGCCACCUAUCGCCGCAACAGAAGGCAUAUCAACACCACAGAUGAAGACUUCACCAACACAGAUACAGAAGACCUUACAACUUACUCAGAAACUGAACCGCUGCCAGACGAUCCAGCAAGGACAACUUCAUCCCCUUGUCGCGCAGUACCACAAGAUAAUAUUGUCAUAACCAGAUCAGGAAGAAUUAGCAAACCCCCACAGAGACUUAUUAAUAUGUAGCUACUUUGACAUUUCAGAGAAAGGGGAAUGUUAUGAUAUACUCAUGUUAGAUUGUUUACAUUCGUAUGCAAAUUCUUAUAGAAUCACGUGAUAUGUAAAUUACCUCGUGGUAUGUAAAUGAAUUCAUUAAAAAGUUCAAGUUGAUAUCACAA
Molecule: messenger RNA, 4204 nt
Organism: Xenia sp. Carnegie-2017
Lineage: Eukaryota; Metazoa; Cnidaria; Anthozoa; Malacalcyonacea; Xeniidae
Exons: 1
Coding region: 9-4052 (1347 amino acids)
Biological process (GO): DNA integration
Molecular function (GO): nucleic acid binding
Source: RefSeq, a predicted model, not a curated record